AUAUGGUUCUGACUUUACGGCUGCCAUGGUAAAACAAGCAGUCAUGUUUGAUCGUUUUGUUGAUUUUACCUAUGUGAAAAAGUUCAGUAAGGAACUGGAUGCUCAAAUCAAGAAAGAAAUAGCACAGUUUCGUGAUAUUUUGCGGGCCAGUCAAGGACUACACUCAGGGCAGAUCAGUUUAGAGUUCUACCACAAGCACAAGGGUCGGUGGCCAUUCCAAGCUGACAGUUUUCCAUGGAAAGUGUGGAGCGUCAAACUAAAUGUGAUCACUCUACAUAAUGAAAAUGAUCGAUCCGAGUUCAAAACCAAACUUUUUGAGCAGCUUUCGGAUAAGGUGUUCAGCAUUAUUGAUGUGAUAAAUCGUCAUGAAUGUUUGCCACGUAUGCCAGCUAGAGAGGAGGAAGGCACGCCAUAUUUGUUCAGGAUCUACCACCAGACUACUGGUCCUUCUCCAACAUUGUAG
Candidula unifasciata is the source of this 463-nucleotide messenger RNA. The record is from the annotation of a GenBank genome assembly. NCBI's taxonomy places the organism in Eukaryota, Metazoa, Mollusca, Gastropoda, Stylommatophora, Geomitridae.